CUGCUUCAGGGCCAUCACACAGACUGGCGAGCUUGGAGCAGCGAAUCUAUUGCAUUGAUUUCAACGAUAAAUUUGCGAGCGCAUCACGACACCGUCAUCUGAAUCCGAGUAUACCGUCUCGCAGUAGCAGCAAUCCGAACACGUCAUCAGAGCCUAUCUUCCCAUCACAGUCGCAGUCAUCGUUCAACAUGAGCGGAAUGGAGAUGCUCAACAGUGCAGAGCAGCGUGAGCUGCAAAGCCGCAUGGAGAGGAAACAAGUCAAAGACUUCAUGAAUUUGUACUCAAAUCUCGUUCAGCGUUGUUUCAACGACUGCGUCACCGACUUCACAUCCAAGAGCUUGAUGAGCAAAGAGGAGGGUUGCGUACUGCGCUGCGUUGACAAGUUCAUGAAGGCUUCGGAGCGAUUGGGCGAGCGAUUCCAGGAGCAGAAUGCGCAGAUGGCGCAAUCAGGCAGCAUUCCCGGGCUCGGCAGGUAGAACAUGAAUUCAGAUGAAACCGAUGAUUUCUUCCAGGCCAUCUGCGAGAGAUGGAUUUCACCGCGACGAGGCUAUGGUGUGCCAUUACAUUCUCAGACUGUAUUGAAUACUUGCCAGAUUUCGGAUAUAUCAGAACAGGAGAGCAGGGUGUGGAUGAUGCGCUACAUUUGACUGCGUUACUCAGCUUCGAUACCAGCUGGGAACGACUUUUGGAGCGUCAUGAUUGUACUGUACUAUAGUGAAGUGUGAGCAAGUGCUGCACCUCAGAACAAAUUUACGGAGCAAAUCAUUGCUUCGUGCCAUCAACGGUCCCCUCCCGCCCAUGUACAACCAUCG
Molecule: messenger RNA, 812 nt
Organism: Dissoconium aciculare CBS 342.82
Lineage: Eukaryota; Fungi; Ascomycota; Dothideomycetes; Mycosphaerellales; Dissoconiaceae
Product: putative mitochondrial intermembrane space translocase subunit Tim9
Exons: 3
Coding region: 189-476 (95 amino acids)
Source: RefSeq, a predicted model, not a curated record